Molecule: messenger RNA, 2514 nt
Organism: Symbiodinium natans
Lineage: Eukaryota; Dinophyceae; Suessiales; Symbiodiniaceae
Source: the annotation of a GenBank genome assembly
AUGACCGCGGCGCAGUUCGUUCCUAGGCUGCUGCUGUGGCUUCUUUGCGUGGGAGCCCACCGCGACUCGCAGGGCGUCCUGGCUCCGGCCACCUCUGUCAGUCAGAUCGACCAAGAUGUACGAAUUCCGGACAAAGCCAGGCUUGUUCAGCUGCCAGCGGGCAUUCUUGGAAUCAGUCUAGACUCAGGUAGUGGAAUUUUUCGUGGCGUGCAGCCUAACAUGCCUGGAGAGAAAGCUGGAUUGAAACGUGGUGACCAGAUUAUCGAGGUUGAUGGUCAGGCAUACCGUGCCGGAGUCUUUUGGACAAAGCACGGUACAAACCAGCCCAUGACCAUCAUGGUACGUGAAGCCCCGGAGAUGGCAAAGCUGCUCGAGCGCAUUCGGUGCAGUCUCGCCCUGCCCGCAUGUGCUUUGGGUUGCAUUCUCAUCUUGGCAUCGCCUUGGUGUCUCUAUUCCCGAUACGACAAGGGUCUUGCUUGGCAGCUGGACAGUGCUCGCAGAUCAUGCAGCUGGCCUUUCGUUGCGGCCGUGCUGGCAUUUGCAUGCGCUCGCACGUUCUCAGCGUGGCAGGAUAUUGGGCAUAUGGACUUUCUCACGUCGAUGCUUGCGCUGUCAGAAGUGGUGCGUUCCCUUUGCCUUGUUACGGGCACGCUCUCGAACAUGAAUAACCCAUCUUUCAGCUUACAACUGUUGGGCACUGUCUCAAGUGCCCAGCAGAAGAUGGAUUUGGCUGCCUGGACUCUGUUUGUUACUGGUGCUUUGUGUUCCUGCAUUGAUGCUGUCAUUGUCAUCUGGAAGUAUUUGCCACGACGUCCGGAAGCAUGGGGGCUUGGGGACUUCUCGGAUUCGGUGCUCAUUCUUGGUCGUGUUCCAGAGACAUUCAUGCUUUUGGCACUGUGCUCGAUGGCGUCCUAUACUUCUGCAGCAUCCCGGCAGCGCAUGCUCGAAGUUCAGGAGCGCAUGCCUUGCCAAGCCUCGGACCUCGCAGAGGAAGUGCACAAGCCUUGUGGUAAGGUUCUGCGGGACGCUGAAGUUGCGCUCUCCUCACUGGGAUGGCCCUUAGCCCUUUUGGCCUCUACAGCUCUGCCAACGGCCAUUCAGAGCUACAGCAAGGUUCGGGCUCUCUACACCAACGCCUCUCUCCGCCUCUUGCCCGGAAAUUGGGUCUUCAUCUUUUACCACGCAGUCCUUGCCACUGCCAGCCUCUUACCGGCUGCCUUCUGUUUGCAGCAUCUGUCGUCAGCCAUUCACGACUUCGAGGGUGCUCUCAACCGAGAACGGCUGCGGGAUCCCAGCCUGCACGGGCAGUUGCAAGCCAUGGAGACCGCACUCGACAGAUUAAACCGCAGACAGGGGUGGGGCAUCAAGCUCUUCCCCGGCCUGGUUCUCACGCAGUCACUUCUGCAGACAGUGAUCGUUCGUAUCGUCCUUGUCAGCGCUGCCAUCCUGGCUUUCUUGGAGAAGGGCGUUCCGGCGGUGACCUACGACUUCCAGAUUCUGCCAGGAGCUGCCAGCCGAGAGGUGCCCACGGGUCUCGAGCUGGUGCGGCAGAGGCUGCUGGAGAAGCGGCUCGUGAACCCAAACCUGGCGGAGUGCAAAAAGCGCGGAAUUCCUCACUACAGCGACAAGAAGUUUCACAACCCGGCCAUUGGCCCGACCAUACAUCAAGUCUGCGCGGGGCUUAUACGGCCGGUGACGGAGCACAAGGACCCCUUCCAUGGAAUCUCGCGCUUGAGCUAUGCCCUGAACCAGAACCCCCUUGGUCUCCUUUGCGACUUAUUCAUCUCACAUGCCUGGGCAGAGGGCAUCUUCGAGUUGACAGGAACGGUUCUGAACAGCUGGCCGAAGGAAUGCGGUGGCGCCUACAUCUGUGCCUUGGCGAAUCCACAGAACCUGUUGGAGUUCUUGAGUCGCCUCAUCGCGAAUCCGUUUUCCUCUCCCUUCUUCAGGGUGUUGCUGUGCCGACCAAAGAAGAUGCUCAUGGUCGCGAACGCCAACGUGCCCAUACAUUCGCGCCUUUGGUGUGUGUUCGAAGCCCAUUGUGCAAGACACCUGGAAGUGCCAACUGCGGUUGUUGGGGAUCCCGCCCACUUCGCCACCAACGCUGGGGCCUCGAAGAGCGCCGCGCGUGCUAUUGGCCGCGCCGUGGAGGCGCGAAGACGAGAGGAAGCCAUCAAUGACGCAGCCGAAGACGCAGCCGUGGACAUGGACAUCAUUGCAGCGUCCAUCUACGCGCGCCGCUAUGAGAAAUGGGCCAAGAAGGCUCAGCGGAGUACCGAGAAGGCCAUGGACAGGAUGAAGAAAGCCCUAGAUGUCAGGCUGGCCACGUGCAGCAGCGCGGACGACGCAGCCGCCAUCUGGCUGGCCAUCGCAGGGCAGACCGAGGAGAUCAAUGAAAUGAUCUGCGAUCUGAUCAUCCAAGAUCAACUGGCACGCGCCCCAAAGGGGCACUACAAGCUGACGUGGUAUCCGGGCCAGGAUGCCAUCGAAGGACUCUGCAGCAUGUUCUCGUAG